Messenger RNA from Rotaria sp. Silwood2, 600 nucleotides. Lineage: Eukaryota; Metazoa; Rotifera; Eurotatoria; Philodinida; Philodinidae. The record is from the annotation of a GenBank genome assembly.
AUGUCUUCAACAGCAACAUUAGCAUCAUCACAACAAGCUGAAAUUGAAGAAACAAUAAAACGAAUUCAAACUCAUAAAGGUGUUCAAGGUUUUAUUUUAACGAGCAAUGAUGGUAGUUUUGUUCGUUCAACAAUUGAUAAUUCAACAACAAUGUCAUUAACAAGUCUUAUUCGAACACUUUCGGAUAAAGCAAAAAGUUGUGUUAGAGAUUUAGAUCCACAAAAUGAUUUAACAUUUUUACGUAUUCGUACAAAAAAACAAGAAAUUCUUGUUGCACCUGAUUUAAUUAAUAUAUUUCAAAUGACACAGGCGGAAGUUGAUGAUACAUUGAAACGAAUUCACGAACAUAAAGGUGUUCAAGGUUAUUUAAUUAUAAAUAAUGAUGGUAUUCCAAUACGUUCAAGUUUAGAUGCAUCAUUAACACAACAAUAUGCAGCAUUAAUUAAAUCAUUGUCUGAUAAAGCUAGGUCAACAAUUCGUGAAAUCGAUCCAGCAAAUGAACUUGUCUUUUUUCGAAUGCGUACGAAAAAACAUGAAAUUCUUGUUGCACCUGAAAAAGAAUAUACAAUGAUCGUAUUACAAGCAACAGAUGUUCAAUAG